Umbelopsis ramanniana AG is the source of this 738-nucleotide messenger RNA. RefSeq lists its product as uncharacterized. The transcript has a single exon. The record is from RefSeq and is a predicted model, not a curated record. Bases 32 to 670 code for a protein of 212 amino acids. NCBI's taxonomy places the organism in Eukaryota, Fungi, Mucoromycota, Umbelopsidomycetes, Umbelopsidales, Umbelopsidaceae.
CUCUCUCUCUCUUUUUCCUAUUACUUUCGUGAUGAAUAGCUCAAAACGUUUACGUUGGGACUGCUCAUGUUGCCGCAAAAAGCAUGUCUUCCCUCCACCCGGCUUGUCAGAUGAUAGCCCCGCCACACCCCCGGUACCACCCAACUCCUUAGCUACUGAUAACAUGGAUUUCUUCAUAGCAGCCUAUGGUCUUUCAAAUUUGACCUUAAAUGCAUCGAAUUUACCACCUACCCCCGCUGUGGAGCUUGAGCGACCAGAAUUAUAUUUUGCUUCUUCAUCAACUUACUGCUAUGUGUCUGCCCGCUUCAACAACUUCACUUGUACUCGUUGUCAGACAUACAAUGAAAUUGCCACGCCACUGGACCAAGACGUCUCGUUUUAUGCCAUUUGCAGCCAAAAGUGUCUGGAAAGAGCCGUCAAUAGUCAAACUUCUCCUAUCACCCUUGGCACGACGUUUCGCUGUAAAUCAUGUAACGCAACACAAAUACCGUCUGUACGAGUGAUUCCCGUACAGGACCCUAAAUCCAAAAGAAGACUGGAUUCUCGGCUUAAAGCCAAAGCGUUGAAAUUGGAAAACUUGCGUAAUGACGGUAAAAUAUCCUCCAAGGUUCGAUUUGAUCACGCUUUGAUAAAGACAAGACCUGCCCAAAAGGCCGUGCCUGCAGCAUAACCAGUCGUUGUACAGUAGAAUAAUAAAAAAGAAAUGAUCGUCCUUUGUUUUCAUUCCCUUGAUGUCCC